AUGGAGGUCGACAGCUCACCUCCGCCCCUCCAGCGACCAACAAACUCCCAGGCCGAUGCGCCAGACUCAUCUUAUAAAGUCAUCAGCUGCCAGGCCUGCCGUACUGGACACGCCAAAUGCGAUGGCCAGGAGCCCGGUGAGUUCCUAUUCUCUUCCAACAUGAAGAAGAAAUGUGACGGCGUCACACCAGCAUGCAACCCAUGUGUCAAACGGAAUCUCGAUUGCCAAUAUGACUAUACCACCCCUCAACCACGCAGACAAACGCUACAAGUAGUUUAUCGGCCCUCUCCCGAUAGCUCUGAACGUCCCUCAAAAUUUCCAAGAUUAUCCAUGCCAAACCGUCGCACCGGCCAGGAACAGCUUGUUAUGGUUGCUAUUCCCCCCCUUCCACGCGCAAACCUUCGCAAGGCACCAUCUCAUAUGUCAGAUGAUAUUUCGGAAAGUGAAGCGGGAGUCGAAGCGCAGGAGGUUUCCGAGCCUACAGCAGACGCGGGCGUGUUACCGAGCUUAGGACCACCGGCCGAGACACACAAGGAAGAGCAGGAGGAUCAGGAAGAGAACCGGAGUGAUUCCGUUGAGUUUAUGGAUAUCGUCGGCCACGGAGAGCUGAACGGCGGCGGGUUAGAUCCAUCUGCGUGGUUGGAUGAGCUCAACGAAGCUAUCUCGCACCGGACAGAUGUAUCAAAACCUGGUUAUAGCAACCAGGCUAAACGCGAGCUUGCCAGACUAGCACAGAUACGGAAGGAUAACCCCGGGCUUGUAAAAGUGCGACCUGACGCAAAGGAUUUAUCACUACCUUCUCGACAGGUUACAGAUCGUCUACUAGCCGCUUAUCUCACCCGUGAAUAUGUCAACCUACCAAUAUUUCACCUUCCUGCAUUUCACACCAAGUAUACCGGGCUAUGGGCAAAUGAAGGCUUUUCGGAUGAUACGGGUAUUUUCCACGGUAUAUUGAACGUUAUGUUUGCAUUGGGCUGUCUCGUGACAGAUCCUAAUAGCCACGUCGAUGCCUCUAUGUAUUUUAUCAGGGCUCAACGUCUUAUUCGACUAGGCUCACUGGAAGGAGAUAGUCUAACAACUAUUCAGGCAUAUAUCAUCGCCAGCCAAUACCUAAUAGCAAUCAACAACUUCCAAUCUGCAUGGAAAUCCAUUGGUGUCGCAAUCCGCGUUGCCGAAACUCUUCGGCUUCACCUUGGCUCUGGAAGCCAGCAUUUUGAAGACAGAGUGGAUAGAGAGCUCGCGAGGAGACUUUGGCAUAGUUGCAUUCUUCUGGAAAGGACAAUUGCUUUAAACCUAGGCACAAAUAUGAUUGUGACUCCACGAUCAUUCCAAGCACCACUUCCAACACCUCUUGAAAAUGAGUACGUGGAUGUAAUUUUUGGAGGGAAGCCACUCGUAGCCUCCGAACGGCCGUCAAUCAUAGAAUUUUUCACAGUCUCGACCCGCCUGAUGGAGAGGUAUGAAGACAUUGUUGCUGUUCAAGAGGAACUCCGCCCUAUUCUACGCCAUCCUCGAAAACUUAUGGAAACGUUUGAAUGCCAGAAUCUUCUAAACGCUGAUAGGCGGUUGUGUAACUGGCUAGCAGCACUACCUCCAUUCCUUGUACCAGGGAGUACCCACGACUCCCUUGACAACCCAGUUGCCAAACGACAGCAUAACAUCCUGCGCAUCAGAUAUCUUAACAUCCGACUCCUCCUCUGGAGGCCACUUCUGGCCCUUGUUGCCGCAUCUCCAGAUCUUAUAACCUCCGAAACCUCUCAAUUUUCUAACAAGCCACACAAUAUACAUGACACCGUCGAAUCACCUCUAAUAUAUAGCAUCGUCUACAAAGGUGCAUGCAAAUGCAUCAUGUCUGCCUGGGAAAUCAUAAACAUUUUAAUAACCAACCGGCAACCUGACGGUAAAAUCGACCACCUAGCCCCCCUACCAGCUUGGUGGGAAAAUAUUGGAUUCGUCUUCACAUGCGCUCUAGUUUUGCUUGCCGCACGACUUUGCCCUGGCGAUCUCCACAAACAGUUACCGGGAGGUAGCAAAUCUAUUGAAGACGCCUGGAAAGGGUGCAUCGAACUACUCAGCGAAUACCGAAGCUUUAACUCCAAGGCUGGAACAUACUUGGUUGCUAUAGAGUCACUAGCUACGAAUGUAGCUGAGAUAGCCAGUGCUAAUAUAGGCGGAACUGGCAGUGAGGACGAGGCAAGUCCUCAGCAGGUUAAUGAUGUUACUUGGCUGGAAACCCUGCCUGGGGAUUUACCAUGCUUAGCAUGA
Messenger RNA from Arthroderma uncinatum, 2265 nucleotides. RefSeq names its product fungal specific transcription factor domain-containing protein. Gene Ontology annotation, cellular component: nucleus. The transcript is spliced from 5 exons. Gene Ontology annotation, molecular function: RNA polymerase II cis-regulatory region sequence-specific DNA binding; zinc ion binding; DNA-binding transcription factor activity, RNA polymerase II-specific. NCBI's taxonomy places the organism in Eukaryota, Fungi, Ascomycota, Eurotiomycetes, Onygenales, Arthrodermataceae. The record is from RefSeq and is a predicted model, not a curated record. Gene Ontology annotation, biological process: DNA-templated transcription; positive regulation of transcription from RNA polymerase II promoter by galactose. The coding region runs from base 1 to 2265 and encodes 754 amino acids.